Pseudogymnoascus verrucosus is the source of this 1171-nucleotide messenger RNA. RefSeq lists its product as uncharacterized. NCBI's taxonomy places the organism in Eukaryota, Fungi, Ascomycota, Leotiomycetes, Thelebolales, Thelebolaceae. The record is from RefSeq and is a predicted model, not a curated record. The coding region runs from base 44 to 871 and encodes 275 amino acids. The transcript has a single exon.
GCUUUUGUUUCCAAACUCAACAUACUCAUACUCCACCUACAUUAUGGAGGCCAUCGCCUGGAACGUACAUACUUCCAGCGAGGAAUUGCUAGUUGAGGUUUGCAAGAAAGCUAGGAAAGAGAAUGGCCACUAUAGUGAUUACGGGCGAGGAUAUGUAAUGGUCAAGAUCUCAGACGGCAUAGCAGUCAAAAUCGGGGGCCUCGUGACAGCGUCAGAGGCUAGAACACAGGAAUUUGCGAACAAGAAUGCUGAUCCUACGAUCGUUCACGUUCCUCGAGUCUAUCGCUUCUUCGAGUGGGAGGGGCAGGGCUACCUAUUCACGGAGUACGUCCAAGGGCCGACGCUCGCACAGAUCUACCUUGAUAUAAGACCCGAUAUCAUUCCCCGCAUGGCCCGGAUUAUCGAGCAUCUUGGCCAAAUACAGGGCCAGGUCCCGGGACCUAUAGGCGGUGGACUUGCACAAGGCCAUAUUUUUGGUGAUGAUGGUGCCGACGUUGAAUUUCCUUCUGUGCCAGGCUUUAACGCAUACCUCAACAAACGCCUCGCGGUAAUGAAAAAGUCAAUAGAUCUCACUGGCCACCCCCUCGUUCUGUGCCAUAUGGAUUUAUGUCGACGGAACGUGAUUCUCAGGGACGAUGACACUAUUUCUCUUGCCAACUGGAACGAUGCAGGGCUUUAUCCAAGGUUCUUCGAGGUUGGAGUUCUCUCUUACCUCAACCCUUGGUACGGACCUUUUGAUAUACCCCUCCAAGAAGAUGCAACAACUUUGCUGGGGUUGACUGAAGAGGAGGAACGUUUGAUGAAAUUGUUAGGGAUUGUCCGUUCUAUCAACUUGCGAGCUCAACUAUGUCAGCCCUAUUUAUUACGAUAGAGCCAUGCUUUGACCCAAAUCAUAGCUGAGUGCCGUGGAUCCUAUUUGGUGGCAAAGGAGUUUCUUGAUAUGAGAAUGAAUAUGUUGACUUUAUUAUUAUCCGGGGUUACUGCUACUUGCCACCGCUUGCCUGCUUUUUAAAUAUUCAUUUAUUAUCUUAUAAAAAGAGCAUAUUUUUAUUAUAAUAUCAGGGAGGAAGAUAUCAGGGAGGAAGAUAUCAGUACUCUUGACGACUAAAAGUCUCGAACAGGGACGGACCGACCAGACAAAGUAAUUAUAAAACCGUAGUUAUAAUAAAGA